UUCGCAGUUCAGCGGACCGGGUUUGUGGACAGUAGAACGUUUCUAUUUUACCAGAGUUUGGUAUCCAUUUACUGUUAUUUUUUCAGUGGUGUAGUGUUAGGUGGAGAUGGCGGCUGUCCUGCUUCAGGUUCUGGAGCGGACGGAGUUCAAUAAACUCCCGAAAGCCGCCCAGAACAAGCUCGAGAAGUUUGUAACGGAGCUGCAAAAUGCUAACGAGGAGCUCAGGACGCAGCACGAGCGGUUCAAAGCAGACAGCGAACAGCAGUACUUUGACAUUGACAAGAGACUGGCGGAGAGUCAGGAACAGAUCCUGUCUGCCACCAGAGACGUGCAGGCGCUCCAGGAGGAAAAUAAGAAGCUCAAUGAAGAGCUGAGCGCUCUGAAGGGAAUAGAGGGAGAGACCCCUGAAGAUAAACCCCCUCAACAGCAAACCAAGGCCAAGUAUGAGAUCGAGGCCGAGAAGAGAGAGCUGGCGAGGCUGCUGGAGAAGAGAACGCAGGAGGUGGAAAACCUCACUGAGGACGUGAAGCGUCUGAAUGAGAAGCUGGCAGAGACCAGCAAAGUGAAGACGGAGCUGCAGCUCAAACUGGACGGCAUACAGUCAUCUGAGGCUUCUGUGCAGCACCGAGAGAAGCGCAUGGAGCAGGAGAAAGAGUUGCACGAGAAGAAGAUCGAGUGGUUAACGGCAGAACUGAAGACCAAAACGGAAGAACUGUUGAACACCAACAGAGAGAAAGGCAAGGAGAUACUGGAGCUUCAGGGUGGUCAGAAGAGCAGCAAGGAGCAGGUGACCAGACUGGAAGGACAGCUGGCCUCUCUGACGCAAACCAGUGACAGCCAGGGUAAACGAGCCGAGGACCUCAACAGCAAACUGAAGCAGGCUAAAGACGAGCAGAGUGCCAUGGAGGAGAAAUACCGCAAUGAGCUCAAUGCUCAUGUCAAGUUGUCUUCCCUCUACAAGGGGGCAGCAACAGACAUGGAGACGAAGAAUCAAGAGCUGAGCAGAGCAGUGGAGGAGCUCAGCAAGCUGGUUAAAGACACUGGGGAAGCCAAUAAGACCCUCGAAAAGAAGGCGUCGGAUGGGGCGGAGCUAAAGAUGCAGCUUGAGGUGGAGCUUAGAGAGAAGAUCAAGAAAAUGGAGCAGGAGCUAGAGAACGCCACGGUGAAGGCUUCUGGCAAACACUGCUGUGCGCCGUCUCUGACCGAGGAGCAGUUGGACACCAUGUGUCCAUCGGCAGCAGCCAUCGCGGCCAUUGUGAAGCCCAGCAUGAAGUUCUUUGAUCUGUAUAAUGCGUAUGCGGAGUGUCAGACGCAGCUUCAGCUCGAGAUGCAGGAGACCAGGAGAGUGAGCCGAGUUCUGGACGAGAUCGUCCUGGAGAUAGAGUCCAAGGCGCCUGUCCUGAAGCGUCAGAGAGAGGAGUACGAGAGCAUGCAGAGAUCCAUGGCCUCCCUGUGCAACAAGCUGGAACAGGCUCGAACGGAGAUCUACAGUUUGCAGAAAGAGAAAGAGGAGGCCAAGCAGCGCUGUGAUAGCAUGGAGAGAGACAAACUGAGGACAGAGAGACAUCUAGAGGAUACAUCUACACAGGUGUGUGCUCUUCUGGUGGAGCUGGAGGAAGCCAGAGGUAAUCAGGUGACCAGGGAGGACGGCAGCUCCGCCAAUAUUUCCAGUACCUCUGAGGUCAUCGGUCCGCGCCAGCUGUCCUUCCGCAGUGUGGAGGAGCUGCAGAGGCAGAACCAAAGCCUGCUGAGACGGCUGAGGGAGCUGGAGGAGGAGAAGGACAGACGGCAGAGCCAAGUGACAUCCGCACGUGUGUCAGAGUUGGAGGCCAGCGUGGACAAGCUUCAGAAGGAGGUGGAGCAGCUGAGGGAGCAGAGGAACCAGCAGAAGCAACUGGCCGACUCCAGCGCCCGGCAGAGAGACAUGUACAAGGCCCUGCUGACGCAGAGCACCGGCUUCAGUCUGCCUCCUCAAGGUUCCGAGUCUCCGUCCCACCCUGCACAUGUUAGACUGUCGGUGCCGGCUACUCGCUCUGCUCCUCAGAGAGCCAUCGCUGCCGAGUCAGCACAGACCACUCAGGCUAAAGCUGCAUUAAAACAGCUGAGCGACUCCUUCACUCUGUACAAGAAGGAGAAGUCGGAGAACGACCGGAUGUUGAACGAAACGAACGACCAGCUGCAGAGGCAGCUGACGGAUCUCAACUCCAGCCACGCCAAGCUCACCUCGCAGUUCGAGUUCAGCAGCAAGAGGUACGAGAUGCUCCAGGACACGGUGUCCGCCUACCGCAGAGAGAUCUCCGCCCUGCAGGACAGGAACCAAAAGAUGGCUGCAACGGCCCAACGACACGAGCACAUCAUCCACACGAUGAGCCAGGACCUGCGGCAGGCCAGCGAGAAGCUGGCGCUGGAAGAGGUGCGCGUCGAGAACUUGACCAAAGAGAGAGACAUGUUGAGACGAGCAGAGAGUCGACUCAGUCGAGAGAAGGAAGCCGUGCUUGCUGAGCAACGGAACCAGAACCUGCUGCUCACCAACCUCAAGUCCAUACAGUUGACCAUGGAGCGGACAGAGUCACAGACCCGCCAGCGGCUGAACGACAAGAUCGAGAGUCUGGAGGCAGAAGUGGCUUCAAUGAAGACCAGGCUGGACCAGGAAGUGGCACAGAGACACGCCCUUGGGCGCACCAUGGAUGCCCAGUUGUUGGAAGCGAAGAAACAGCUGGAGACCCAGAACACCUUGCAGCAGAAGACCAGGGAGCUGCUGCGCGGUGCUGAACAGCAGGUGGCAGCACUGAAAGCCCAGCUGGCUUCCGCGUCAUCCUCUGAGGCCGUUGCUGCCUCCGGCAACACCACCGCCCCCCCGGCCUCCAGAGCUGCAGCCCUCAGAGGGCCACUCCGAGUACGCUCUCCAGUGCCGGCAGCCUCCCAGCAGCUCAGCCAAUCGGAGCAUGAGCUUGCAGAGGUGAAAAGCCUCCUGCGUACUGCCGAGGAACAAAAGGGAGAACUGGCGGAGCAGCUGAAGAACGCCAACGCUACUGUGGAGCAGUACAGGGCUGUGGUACUGAGUCUGGAAGACAGUCUGAAGAAAGAAAAGGAGUCCCGCUGCCCUCUGGAGCGCCGGCUGAAGGAGUCUGAGGAGGUGCAGAAGCAGCUGGAGAAGAGGAUUUUAGAGGGGGAGAAAAUGAAGCAGCAGGAGCGAGAAGAGAGGAGGAAGGCCGUGGACGCAGUGGAAAAACAAGUGUGUGAGCUGCAGCGCAGUCUGAAGUCCAGCCAGGCAGAGCAGCAGGAGGCGCUGGAGAGAGCUGCUGCUGCUGUCACACUGGAGCAGAAGGCCAUACAGGACAGCCUGCUGCAGACCAAGCUAGCUGGAGAGGCGCAGGCCAAGUACGAGCGGGAGCUCAUGCUUCAUGCCGCGGACGUGGAGGCCCUCCAGGAGCUGAAGAAAAGAUUACAGCAAGACGCAGCACGUAGGAGGGAGUUGGAGGAGCAGCUGAACAAGACCUUGUCCGUCCUGCAGGAGAAAACCGUGGUGUUGAACACGGCGGAGCGACAGAUGAAGGAGGACGUGACCAAUAAGACCCGUCGCUGUGUGGAGCUGGGGAAGCAGAACGCUCUCCUGCACCAACAGAUGGAUGAAAUGGCCUCCAGGAGCCGCCAGCAGCAAAACCAGCAGCAGCAGCUGGACCUGUCAUUCAGUGAGGAGGGGAAGACCACUGAGCAGAUACUAGAAAUACUCGGGUUUGUGCGGCGUGAGAAAGACAUCGCCCUGGCUCAGUGUGAGGCGUCCGACACAGAAGCCCUUCGCUACAGACAGCGAGUGGAGCACCAAGACAGAGAACUGAAGGAGCUGCAGGAAGCCCUGAAUGCAGAGAGGGAGAAGAUGCAGGCUACAGCCAAGACUCUGGCCCAGCAGGAGGAGCAGCUGAAGAAGUUGGAGACCAUCAGUACUCUGCAAGAAACCACCAGGAUGCUGAAAAUGGACCGAGACAAACUGCAACAGGAGCUGCAGCAAGCCCAGGCUAAAGUUACUAAGCUCCAGGCAGACAUCAGCCCACUACAUCACUCUAUGUCCAUGCUGUCUGAGAAAAAUGGCUCCCUGCAGGCUGAUAGGAGGAUACUGGAGGAAGACCUGAAACGUUGGAAGGCCAAAACACAGCAACUGGUCAGCCAACAGAAAGACGGCGACGUUGAGGAGCGACAGAAAGUCACCACUGAGCGAGAAGCUCAGCAAAGACGCAUCACACAGCUGGCUGAAGAGACGGCCAAGCUGAAGACUGAACUGGCGAGAACCAGCGUCAGCAGUAACUCGGCUCAGUCUCAGCUGCAGGCCUUCAGAGACUCUGUGGCCCAUCUGACGUCGGAGAGAGACGCUCUGAAGAAAGACAUAGAAACGAAAAACAAGGACAUUCUGGAGAAGAACAAGACCAUCACCCAGGUUAAGAAGAUCGGACGACGCUACAAGACUCAGUACGACGAGCUCAAAGCGCAGCACGACAAGCUGGUUGAGGAAACUGCUGCUAAAGCAGGAAGUGAGGCGGGACCGAGCCCGGCGGAGCAGCAGGAAGUGACUAAAGCCAAGGAGGAGCUCAAAAAGACUGUAGAGGAGCUGAGCGCACUGAAAGAGGAGGCGCGGGAAAAGCUGGAGGAGGCCCAGAAGACCCAGCAGGAGCUGGAGGAGGCCAAGAAGGAAAUCCAGCAGAGCAAGGAUAAGUUCCAGGAGGUCCAAAACCAGCUGACGCAGAAACAGAACCAGCUGACACAGGUCCAGUCCCAGUUGUCCCAGAUCCAGACUCAACUGCAGCAGAAUCAGAACCAGCUGACCCAGAGUCAGAAGGAGCUUCAGCAAGCCAAGACCCACAGCCAGCAGGUACAGAACCAGCUGAAAUCAGCUCAGUCUCAAUCCCAGGCCCGUCAGAACCAGAUUCAGCAGAUCCAGAGGGAGCUCCAGCAGGCUAAAGAGGCCCUUCAGCAGAACCUCGCCAAUCAGAAAGAGCUACAGCAGACCCACCAGAGCAGUCGGCAGAGCCACAACCAGGAAGUCAGCAACCUCAAGAUGGCGCUCAGCCAAGCAGAGAGCAAGGUGACUGAAAUUCAGGGCCGCCUGGACAGCCAGCAGAAGCUGGUUGGCGAGCGUGAGGCAGACAUCAAGCGUCUGCAGGAGCAGGUAACGGAGGCUAACCAGGCUAAUGAAGCUAGCCGGGUCACGCCGGCUAACCAGAGCCAGAGUUCCCAGUCCAACCAGCCCGGCGACGCUAACGCUGCUAGUGACGCUAACCAGGCGCUCCAAGAGGAGCUGGCAAAACUCAGAGAAGAGCUGUCUGAGAGCAAGAACACAGAGGAGCAGCUCAGAAAGCAGAUCGCUGAAAAAGAGGAGAAGACUAAGAAGGUCUUCAUGGGAGCCAAGACCAAAAUCAACCAACUAAACGGUGCUAAGGAGCAGCUGAGUCGGGAGAUAGAGGAGGUGAAACAGAGCAAGGAGGAGCUGGAGGUGAGAAUGAGCGCCCUCAAGUCUCAGUACGAAGGACGAAUUCUUCGGCUGGACAGAGAGCUGAGGGAGCUGAGAGAGACCCAAGCACAGUCGGAGCCCAGAGAGGAGCCACAGGACCCGAGUGGAGCAAAGGGGGGGAGUGAUCAGGCCAGAUCUGCAGACCAGAGACAGAUAUCUCUGAAGAGUCCUGCCCAGGACAGAGGAAGCUCCAGCCUGUCUGAUCCUCCCACUGCCAACAUCCGCCCCACCACAAGCACUCCGUCUCCGAGCAGCAAGCCUAGCCCCUCCCCUGGCAGCAAGGCCACACCCCGGGCCAGCAUCCGGCCAAUGGUUACCCCGGCAACCGUCCCCGUCCCAACACCUACUGCCACGGUCAUGCCGACCACACAGACUGACAGCCAAGAGGCGCUGAUGAGUUCGGGAGCCUCUGUACACUCCACCAGCUCCAGUCUGGUGAACACGUCAAUAACUCAGCCAACCAGCACCCAGGCCACAGCAUUUGUCCAGCCCACCCAGCAGCAGGCAGCCAAUCAGGACGCAGGCCCCAGUAUGGAGGCAGAGCGACCGUCCACUUCGUCAUCCCUGAGUGGAACAGUAGCUUCAAAGCGAGGCAGAGAGGAAGAGGACGAGGAAGAGGAGAGCAGACCAGAGAGUUCACACAACCCUCCGACCAUGAAAAAACUAAGACUAAAACCAUCGAUAGCACUGCAGAUUGAAUGUGAUGAGGAGAUUGAAGGAGAGCUGAGGGAUGAAGGAGAACGACAGGAUUCACCAGACGACAGUCAGGAACUUCCAGAGGAUUGUUUCCCCGUGUUGGCCGAAGAGGACGAGGACAUCGAGGAAGAAGUCGUGUCCCAGUCUGUCCCCUUUGAUCUGAUGUCCUCUGAGGCCUCCAGCAUCGUUCGGGAUGUCAUCGUGAUCGACACGGACAGCGAGAGCCACGAGAGCAAAGAGGGGGAGGAGCAGCAGGAGGGCGAAGGUGAAGAGGAAGAGGAAGAGGAAGAUGAGGAGGAGGAGGAGGAGGAGGAGGAGGAGGAGGAGGAGGAGGAGGAAGAAGAUGACGACGACGACGACGGGUACAAGGAGGAGGUGGAUGGCGAUGAAGACGAGGAUGAUGCUGGCGACAGCGGGAUGAGGGGAGGAGAGGAGGACAACGAGGAGAGCAGGGAGGCAGAGCAGGAGGGAGGGCAGUGCGAGCCGUCGGAGGCCUCCAACCCCGAGGAGACUGCGUGCGGAGCGUCCUCCGACUCGCAGCGUCCCUCUGAGGCGUCACACAGCAAUGAGGGCAGCAGUGACGCCACGUCGGAGUCCGACACCCCCAGAGACCACGUACACUUCCCCCCGACCUCCUCUGCACCCUCCCCCUCCCUCAUGCCCCGCCUCCCCCACCCACGUAGGCCCCCGCACCCCCUCCCACCACGGCUCUACAUUCAACCACCGGCUCCGGAGCUGGGACCCCCGCACACACAGAGACAGUCCUCUCAGCUGCGCAGACCAUCAGUAGGACGCGGACCUCAACUGACUCCUGGAAUAGGCAGUAUGCAACAUUUCUUUGAUGAUGACGACAGAAUGGUUCCCAGUACUCCCACUCUGGUGGUCCCACACCGCACUGAUGGCUUUGCUGAGGCUAUACAUUCUCCUCAGGUAGCAGGGCUGUCCACCAGGUUCAGGUUUGGACCUCCAGAAGACCUGCUGCCUCAGACAUCGGCCUCACACUCUGACCUGGGACAGCUGGCCUCUCAAGGAGUGUGUGAAGGUCUGGGGAUGUAUGAGUCCCCGCUGUUCCUGGCUGCUCACGAUGAAGAUGGAGGAGGAAGGAGUGUCCCCACCACACCCUUACAAGUGGCUGCACCAGUGACGGUCUUCACGGAGUCUCUGCCCUCAGACGGUGCCGACAACAUGGCGUCCCAGUCGGUUCCCAUGGUAACCACCUCCACAGGGAUGGCUUCUGCUGCAGAUGAUGGAGAUGAAGUGUUCAUGGAGCAGGAGGGAGAGGGUCUUGGUAUUGAAUCCUCUUUGGAGAGCCAAACAGACAUGGAGCCGACAGGACAGCAGAGUGAUGAUGCAUCACUGCCGUCUACCAGCCAGGACGCUGACACCAGCAGCGCCACUCAGCGGCGCACCGUGCCCAGUCUGAUGAGCAGCCUGCCGGGCAGAGGAACCAGGGGAGGGAGGAACGAGGCCAGGACGUUCCUCAGCCGCAGAGGCACUUUCUUUCGGGGAGGAAGGGGAGGAGCCAUGGGCAGAGGGAGCUUCGCCUGAUGAUGAUGUCACCAGUAUCAACUCGGCCGAAUGAAAAGACGAUGCUUAUGUUCCCACGUUAUUUUAUUUUUGUUGUUGAAUUUUGAGAUAGUCAAUCAAAAAUCAAUAACCCUGAUAUUACACGUGUGUGUGUUACUUUCUCUGACAUGUUCUAUGGACACAUUGUUUGUGAGAGUUUUUAGUUUUGUCAUUUUUUGUUUAUCAUUCAUCUAUGAGAGCGUUGUCAUUUUGUUGGUAACUUCGUAUUGCUCCACUUUUGUGCUGUUGAUACACUUGUUUUAUCAAUAAAGUUGAAUGAUGAGUAUCAGCGAA
Anarrhichthys ocellatus (wolf-eel) is the source of this 8059-nucleotide messenger RNA. Its product is annotated as nucleoprotein TPR-like. The transcript has 55 exons. Bases 107 to 7747 code for a protein of 2546 amino acids. Gene Ontology annotation, molecular function: structural constituent of nuclear pore. Gene Ontology annotation, cellular component: nuclear pore. NCBI's taxonomy places the organism in Eukaryota, Metazoa, Chordata, Actinopteri, Perciformes, Anarhichadidae. Gene Ontology annotation, biological process: regulation of mitotic spindle assembly; protein import into nucleus; mRNA export from nucleus. The record is from RefSeq and is a predicted model, not a curated record.